Messenger RNA from Pieris macdunnoughi, 684 nucleotides. The record is from the annotation of a GenBank genome assembly. NCBI's taxonomy places the organism in Eukaryota, Metazoa, Arthropoda, Insecta, Lepidoptera, Pieridae.
AUGUUUGGAAUUAUCGUGUGUGGUGUUACGGUUUUCUUAAUAUCAUGGAUAUACCUUCGUUGGAGAAAUGUUAGAGAGUAUUGGGCAAGGCGUGGUGUGCCUCACUCACCACCUCAUCCCCUGAUGGGCAGUCUCACAUUCUUGCAGCAAAAGAAUCCGGAAAAGUUAUACGCAGAAUUAGUGGAAGCAAAAGAUAAGUGUGCAAACAAUAGCUUGGAUAUCAACACCCUUGCUGAUUUGCAAUACCUGAACUGCGUUAUUAAAGAGGCUCUAAGAAAGUAUUCACCAAUGGGUUGGAUGGACAGAGUGGCGUUGGUCGACUAUAAAAUUGAUGACAAAUUAACCAUACCCGCGGGCACACCUUUGUAUGUUAAUGCUAUUGGAAUGCAAUAUUAUGAAGAGUUCUACCCAGAGCCGGAAAAAUUUGACCCGGAUAGGUUUUUGCCAGAAAACGAGAAAGAGUCACUGCAAUUCACAUAUCUGCCAUUUGGAGAAGGACCCAGAAAUUGUAUUGGAAAAAGAUUCGCCCAGAUAUCCCUGCGGAGUGCUCUUGCAAAACUGGUUUUGAACUACGAGUUCCGACCUUUACCCGGCCAGCCUAAACCCUCUGAAAUUGACAUUGACAAACUUGGUCUAUUUUACGUCCCAUCACACCAUCUCAACCUUGACUUCAUACGACGAUAG